Molecule: messenger RNA, 3753 nt
Organism: Leguminivora glycinivorella
Lineage: Eukaryota; Metazoa; Arthropoda; Insecta; Lepidoptera; Tortricidae
Exons: 3
Coding region: 1-3753 (1250 amino acids)
Biological process (GO): DNA integration
Molecular function (GO): nucleic acid binding
Source: RefSeq, a predicted model, not a curated record
AUGGGCGCGGCGACAGCUAACAGCACGCUCAGGUAUGGAUUAACCGUAGAGACACCGAGGUCACCGUCCUACGACACGACAUUGCUAUGGCGAAGGGAUUUAGCCAAGCGGUUACGGCGUCGUUCCAGACCCACGCCGAUCCCAGCUAGACAUCCCAAGGCUGCCGUCAUAGACAGAACUACCGAGAAACGAAAGUCGCUGCAGGAAACUACCAAGGAGGUAAAUAAACCAAUUAUUAAAGCUCAGUCCGUCAGAUCACAUGCGAGCAGUCGCACUGUGAUAGAAGCGCAGCUGUCUCAGGCGGAGCUCGAGGCCAGCGAACGGCUAGCGGAGAUAUCCCGGAGGGAGUUGCAGCUAGAAGCGGACAUGGUACGUAAACGGCUAGACGCCAGAAAACUGCAGAUCCGCGCUAAUGCGGAUAGCGCAGACGAGCACGAAUCUGCUGGUAGCGUGCGGAAUUCGAAUCAAGAUCGAUUAGACGAAUGGCUAGAGAAUUCGCGAGACGCGACGUCAAAACCCAUUUGUAAGAGGUUAACCGACGAACCUCUACCCAAGUACGAGACUCCGAGACGACCUGCGCAGGCGGAGCGGCAUAUUCGAGGCCUCUCACCGGACCGCCAGGCCAAAGCGUGCGGCGUUGCAGGCUGUCCUCACGUACACCAUCGACUGCUUCAUGCGGACUCGCCGCAGGAAGUGCGUGAGGAUACGGCUAUGGUGCUAACACAAGAAAUCAGGUCAGUACCUACAUCGUCAGCAGUGACGUCAUCGGCCGAGCCAGCGGACACGACGGAGCCGCGAGCUGCGGACGACGAGAACGACGCCCGCGUGUACGUGUCGUCAACGCCGGACUACAGCGUGCUGCUAAAGAGCCUGCUGGGGAUACUACUUCGAUUCCGUGAGUGGGAAUUCGCCGUCACCGCGGACAUACAGGAAAUGUUCCUUCAAAUACAGCUGCGAAGAGAGGAUCGGCAUAGUCAGCUCUUCAUCUGGAGGGGAUCGCGGCGUGACGUGACACCGUGGACGUACCAGCUAAACCGGGUAUGUUUCGGUAACAUCUCUUCUCCUUUUCUCGCACACUCGGUGCGGAAUAGGAAUGCGACGGACAACAAGGAUCGCUAUCCGGACGCGGUCUACGAUAUCCAUAAUAAUCACUACAUGGACGAUUAUGUGGCAUCAUAUGAGACAGAACGGGAACUCAUAUCAACAGCGACACAGGUGAGACUAGCACACGCGGAGGCUAGCUUUCGGCUGCGCAGCUACGCUAGCAACAGCGAGUUGUUAAUGCGAAACAUCGAUCCGGAGGAGCGAGCGACGGGACCUUCUCAUCUCGGAGAAAAGCAACAGACCGUCCUCGGAAUGACGUGGGACCCAGAGACGGAUACGCUGGGGUACAACACGAAAAUGCUACGAGUGCCAGACGACGUGAAAAGGUACGAGCGAUCGCCCACUAAAAGGGAACUUUUGAGUGCCGUAAUGUCAGUUUACGACCCAUUAGGCCUCAUAGCGCAGUAUAUGAUAAGCGCUAAGAUCAUAUUCCAACGUGUGUGGACAAAGGGCACGGACUGGGACGAGCGGCUGCCGGCGGAGGAAGCGGAGGACUUUUUCCGAUGGCUGAGGGCACUGAGCGACGUGUCCGCGCUGCGAAUACCCCGACGAUACGCCACGCCCACCGGUGCAGUUAGAAGAGAACUGCAUAUUUUCAGUGAUGCAUCGACCGAGGCCUACAGCGCGGCGGCCUAUUGGCGAGUAUCGAACGACGAGGAGGAAACGCAAGUGAGCUUAGCUAUAGCGAAAAGCCGAGUUUGCCCGCUAAAGGUAAUGACAGUUCCCAGGCUCGAAUUAACCGCAGCAGUCGUCGGCGUGCGGCUGGCGGAGACAAUUUUACGCGAGCAGCGUUAUCCUGUGACAAAGGUGACGUAUUGGACAGAUUCCAUGGUUGUUCUCGGAUGGGUUCGCGAUGACGCGCGAAACUAUCGUCCGUACGUGUCACACCGACUUGCGGAGAUCGCCGAGAAAACAGAUAGAGACGCGUGGAGGUAUGUACCAACCGCUCAGAACCCCGCAGAUCGAGCGACGAGAUGUCAACCAGCGCAGAGCGUGCGCAUCGAGGACGAGUGGUACGAGGGACCGCGCUUUCUCUAUGGACCCGAGACAUCAUGGCCUAGUCACACAUCGAAUCGAACAGACGACCUGCCUGAGAGGAAGGCGAGGCCGUCAACCGAGACAUCACUGGCGAUCAUCUCAGCGAAGCCAGACCCUUCGAGCGUACUGCCAGACGUGAGACGGUUUAGCAGUUACGACAGACUGUUGAACGCGACAGCGAACGUCUUGCUAUUCAUCGAGAAAAUGAGAACGAAGAAUAAAGCCUUGCAGCUACAAGUCAGACAUUUGAGAAAGGCAGAACACAUGUGGUUGCAAUACAGUCAACGACGAAGCUUUCCCGAAGAGCUUCGAGCCUUAAGCCAGAAUAGGCUCAUCGAUCGCAAAUCGCGAUUAUACGACCUGGCACCCGAGCUAGGCGAUGACGGCGUGUUACGCAUGAAGACGAGGCUGGGCAGCGCUCCAGUAUUGUACACCGCGCUACAACCGAUAAUACUGGAUGGCCGCGAGCCGUUCACCCGUCUACUCAUCCUGCGAGCUCACCGACGAUCAGCGCACAUUCACAACGAAGCAGUAAUCAACGAACUGCGACAAGAAUAUUGGAUACUACAUCUGCGGCCGACCGUGAAGUCUGUAGCUCGAAACUGCGCGCUAUGCACACUACGACGAGCAACACCGAGAGCGCAGCCCUUAGGCGAUCUCCCGCCCGAGCGACUACAGGCGUAUCAACGUCCCUUCACUCACACCGCACAAGACUACAUGGGACCGAUGUUCGUCACGAUCGGACGGCGCAGAGAAAAACGCUGGGUGUGUCUAUACACAUGCCUAGUGACGCGCGCUAUUCACCUUGAAAGCGUGCACAGUCUUUCAACCGACAGCGCGCUACUAUCACUACGAAGAUUCGCCGCGAGAAGAGGAUGGCCCAGGACGAUGUACAGCGAUAACGCGACGUGCUUCAGGGCGGCGGCGACGGAACUACGUGAGGCGUACCGGCAAUGGCUGCCUGUACUGCAAACUUACGCCACUCAGAACCGAAUGGAGUGGAAAUUCAUCCCACCUGGCAAUCCUUCGGCCGGGGGCGCGUGGGAGCGAAUGAUAAGGACAGUUAAGAUAGCGAUGUCCUACACUUUCAACGAACGAGCACCGAAACCCGAAGUUUUCGAAACUCUACUCGCCGAGAUAGAGAAUAUCGUCAACCGACGACCACUUACACAUGUCAACGUCGAUCCAGACUCCGAAGAAAGUUUGACUCCAGCACACUUUCUACUUCUUCAUAACGCUAACCUACCGAUGAUUGGCGUUUACGACGAGAACGAAAAGAAGCAAUGGAAGAUGGCCCAAGCGCUUGCCGACCACUUUUGGCGGCGCUGGACCAAAGAGUACUUUCCUCUACUGGCACCGAGGAAGUCGUCCCACGACGGAGGGCGGCAACUUCAACCAGGCGAUGUGGUCAUCGUCGCUGAACCCAAUGGUCCACGCAGCGUGUGGCCCCGAGGCGUCGUCGAGACUACCUACCCGGGACCCGAUGGACGGGUCCGCUCCGCUGACAUCAGAACGAGACACGGGACGCUACGCAGGCCCAGCUGCAGGCUGGCGGUCAUCGCGUCGCAACCCAUGCACCAGGAGUCUUCGACUGCGGGGACAAAAUGUUAG